Molecule: messenger RNA, 3382 nt
Organism: Podospora pseudopauciseta
Lineage: Eukaryota; Fungi; Ascomycota; Sordariomycetes; Sordariales; Podosporaceae
Gene: MCM3
Product: MCM DNA helicase complex subunit
Exons: 3
Coding region: 528-3161 (877 amino acids)
Biological process (GO): DNA replication; DNA strand elongation involved in DNA replication; double-strand break repair via break-induced replication
Cellular component (GO): nucleus; MCM complex
Molecular function (GO): single-stranded DNA helicase activity; single-stranded DNA binding; ATP binding
Source: RefSeq, a predicted model, not a curated record
UUUGGAGCUUGAUCGAAAGGGGUUCGUUCACUCUUGAGAUUUCGCCUUCGGCCAUGCUGUAAGCUUCUUUUGCUCUGAAACUGUCAAACAUGUACUUUUGAUGAAUAGGAGGAAGACAGAGCAUAAUGACAAGUCCUCCAUCUCCUCUGAAUUAUGAGAACGGCACAAAGGAGGUAUUCCUACACACCGAGAGUUGACCUGGGUGAGAAGGUCAAGGUCAACACUGGCCGUGCACUGGCUGGGCAACCGUAAGGGAGCCCCGCAGUUGCCAUUGGACCUGAAUCAAUUAAAACCCCUGUCAGGGGCGACGCGCAGCAAACGCGAAACCGCGACGGGACGCGCGCUGGAGUCUGCUUUGCGAAUGAAUUCUCCCCACUCUCGUCGGUCAGGCAUUGCCAGAGAAAGAACACCGCUUUCUGCCACUGUCCACAACACAAACAACACCCACCCACCUUGACACAUUGUGUCUUCUUCACCACCACCAAAUCCAAUUCCCAUUUUGAUACCCGGUGGACACAUACGACAAGAUGGACUACGAAAUGCUCCGCGACAAUGCGGCCCAAGACCGGGUGCGCCAGGCCAUGGAGUUUCUCGAUCCCCAUGACCAACACGUCAAGGGCUACAGAGCAGACAUCAUCACGAUGCUGCAAAAAAACCAGCGCCGGCUCGUCGUUAACAUCGACCGAGUCCGCGACCACAACCCCGAGAUGGCCGAGGGCCUCCUCUACGACCCCUUCGACUUCACCCUCGCCUUCAACCACGCCCUCAAGUCCAUCGUCAAGGCCCUCCCACAAGCCCGCAAGGACCAGACGGACGACGACGUGCUGUACUACUGCGCCUUUGCUGGCAGUUUUGGUUUGAAUACUUGCAACCCGCGGAGUUUGGGGUCGCAGCACUUGAACAGCAUGGUCUCCAUCGAGGGCAUCGUCACCCGCUGCUCGCUGAUCAGACCCAAGAUCGUCAAGAGCGUGCACUACAACGAGACGAAGAAUAUUUUCCAGUGGAAGGAAUACCGCGACCAAACGAUGACCAACGGCGCGACGACCACGUCGGUGUAUCCCCACGAGGACAACGAGGGGAACCCGCUGAUCACAGAGUAUGGGCUCUGCACGUACAGGGAUCACCAGACGAUUUCGAUCCAGGAGAUGCCCGAGCGGGCGCCUGCGGGGCAGCUGCCGAGGGGGGUGGAUGUGAUUUUGGAUGAUGACCUGGUGGACAAGGCCAAGCCGGGAGACAGAGUCCAGCUGGUGGGCAUCUUCAGGACGUUGGGGAACAGAAACACCAACCACAACAGCGCGCUGUUCAAGACGGUGCUGCUGGCGAAUAAUAUCGUGUUGCUGUCGACCAAGUCGGGGGGUGGGAUCGCCACGGCGGCGAUUACGGAUACCGACAUCAGGAACAUCAACAAGAUUGCGAAAAAGUCAAAGGUGUUUGAGCUGUUGAGCCAGUCGUUGGCGCCGAGCAUUUUCGGGCAUGAUUACAUCAAGAAGGCGAUUUUGCUGAUGCUACUGGGGGGGAUGGAGAAGAAUCUGGAAAAUGGGACGCACCUGAGGGGUGAUAUCAACAUUUUGAUGGUGGGUGACCCUUCGACGGCCAAGUCGCAGCUGUUGAGGUUUGUGUUGAAUACGGCGCCGUUAGCGAUUGCCACCACCGGCAGGGGGUCGUCUGGUGUGGGCUUGACGGCUGCGGUGACGAGCGACAAGGAGACGGGGGAGAGGAGGUUGGAGGCGGGUGCGAUGGUUAUGGCGGACAGGGGCGUGGUCUGCAUCGAUGAGUUUGACAAGAUGAGCGACGUGGAUCGGGUGGCUAUCCACGAGGUUAUGGAACAGCAGACGGUUACGAUUGCGAAGGCGGGGAUUCACACUUCGUUGAACGCGAGGUGCAGCGUCAUUGCUGCUGCCAACCCCAUCUUUGGGCAGUAUGAUACCCACAAGGACCCUCACAAGAACAUCAACCUCCCGGAUUCGCUGCUGUCCCGUUUCGACUUGUUGUUUGUUGUCACCGACGACAUUGAGGACACGAGGGAUAGGCAGGUGUCGGAGCAUGUGUUGCGUAUGCACCGCUAUCGCCAGCCCGGCACGGAAGAAGGCGCCCCUGUUCGGGAGAACGCGGGCCAGGCUCUCAACGUGGCACUUAACCAGCAGGCUGAUGUUCAGCGCCCGACGGAUGUGUACGAGAAGUACGACGCGAUGCUUCACGUGGGCAUCAAGGCUACCGGCAGGGGAAGCAACAGGAAGCACGAGAUCCUCUCGAUCCCGUUCAUGAAGAAGUACAUCCAAUACGCCAAGACCCGCAUCAAGCCGGUCUUGACUCAGGAAGCCUCGGACCGCAUCGCCGAGAUCUACGUCGGGUUGCGUAACGAUGAUAUGGAGGGCAACCAGCGCAAGACCUCCCCCAUGACGGUCCGCACGCUCGAAACCCUCAUCCGUCUGUCGACCGCCCACGCCAAGGCGAGGUUGUCGAACCGCGUCGAGGAACGGGACGCCCUCGCCGCGGAAUCCAUCCUGAGAUUUGCCCUCUUCAAGGAGGUGAUUGAGGAUGAAUCAAGAAAGAAGAGGAGAAAGACCCGCCCUCUGGCGGACGAGAAGACGGACAGCGAAUCCUCUGACGACUCGGACGGCGACGAGGCCGCCGCCGCUGCUAGAUCCCGCUCUGCUCGCGCGUCCCAGAGGGCGAACGGUAGUGCAAGGAGGGUCAAUGGUAGAAACCAGAGGAGCACACCGCCUGAGGUUGAGGUUGAGGCUGCCGAGGAGGGAGAGGAGGAGGAAGAGGAUGUUUACAACGCCACGCCUAGACGGACAGGCCGGUCGACGAGGAGCUCUCAGCCCUCGUUUGCAAGCUCGAUUCCUGCUUCUCAGCUGGAGACGCAGGAGGAGGAUGAGGAUAUGGCGUCCAGAGCGGCGGGGCUCACGGUUGAGGAGGAGGAGCAGGAGGGGAUUAGUGAGCAGCGCCUUGAGCUGUUUAGACGGACGUUGGGUCAGCUUCUGGGAACGGAUCUGUUUGAGGAUGAUUCGGCGAGGGUGGAUGAGUUAAUUGGCGCUGUGAACGAGAAGGCCGAGGGGCCAAAGUUUGGAAAGGCCGAGGCGAUACUGGCGUUGAAGGAGAUGGAUAGUCGGAACCAGAUCAUGUACACUGAUGGUGAUUUGGUUUACAAGAUUUGAGGGGUGGUUUGUGGGCAUCAUAGCACAUGGGCUGGUUUAUGGCUGUAGAACUGAAAGUAGAAAGCAAGCAUGAUGGAUGGUCUUGUCAUUUUUCCAUGAGAAACCCAACCGUGAUUCGAAUUUAACGCCAUGCCUACCCCGCAACCCGCCAAAACAACACGAGAUAAGAGAGAUCUAUGAUAUCAUCUCAGUAUUACUUCCCCUCUCCCUCCCCCAACCCA